GCGCCUUCCAGCCUCCCAGCUGCCUGCCGGGCAGUUCCGACCCAGCGCCGGCAGGCCUGCUCGGUCGAUCUUCGAUCCAAAGAUGCGGCGGGGCUGGAAGAUGGCUCUGUCCGGGGGGCUGCGAUGCUGCCGCCGAGUACUUUCCUGGGUGCCAGUGCUUGUUAUCGUCCUCGUUGUGCUUUGGUCCUACUAUGCCUACGUCUUUGAACUCUGCCUGGUGACUGUUUUGAGCCCAACAGAAAAAGUUAUCUACCUCAUAUUUUACCAUGCCAUCUUUGUGUUCUUUACCUGGACCUACUGGAAGUCUAUAUUUACACUCCCACAACAGCCAAAUCAAAAGUUCCACUUGUCCUAUUCAGACAAGGAACGCUAUGAAAAUGAAGAGAGACCUGAGGUCCAGAAGCAGAUGCUCAUCGAUAUGGCCAAAAAGCUACCAGUUUACACAAGAACUGGGAGUGGAGCUGUUAGAUUCUGUGACCGGUGCCAUUUGAUCAAGCCUGAUCGCUGCCACCACUGCUCUGUCUGUGCCAUGUGUGUAUUAAAAAUGGACCAUCACUGCCCUUGGGUUAAUAAUUGCAUUGGAUUUUCCAACUACAAAUUCUUUCUUCAGUUCUUAGCUUAUUCUGUUCUCUACUGCCUGUACAUUGCUACAACAGUCUUCAACUAUUUCAUCAAAUACUGGAGAGGGGAAUUGCCCAGUGUUCGCUCAAAGUUCCAUGUUCUUUUCCUCCUCUUUGUGGCCUGCAUGUUUUUUGUCAGCCUUGUGAUUCUCUUUGGUUACCAUUGUUGGCUCGUCAGCAGAAACAAAACCACCUUAGAGGCCUUCUGUACUCCAGUGUUUACAAGUGGCCCAGAGAAAAAUGGGUUCAACCUUGGCUUCAUCAAAAAUAUCCAGCAGGUGUUUGGAGAUAACAAGAAGUUCUGGUUAAUACCUAUUGGGUCCAGCCCUGGUGAUGGACACUCCUUCCCUAUGAGGUCUAUGAAUGAAUCACAAAACCCACUGCUAGCAAAUGAAGAGCCCUGGGAAGACAACGAGGAUGAAAACCGAGAUUAUCCAGAAGCUUCAUCAUCUCUCACCGUGGAAACAGAAACAUAGCAGUUUACACAUUUCCUGCAUCUCUCAGGACCCUCCAUCUCCCAUGAGGCUUACAGAGUUCAAUGUUGGGAACCAUUUUAAUCUUCAAAAUAAGUCACCAUGGUGGAUUGAAAGCUUCACAAUUUAAAAGCAUUCCAUUAAAU
Callorhinus ursinus (northern fur seal) is the source of this 1239-nucleotide messenger RNA. RefSeq names its product zDHHC palmitoyltransferase 15 (gene ZDHHC15). Gene Ontology annotation, molecular function: palmitoyltransferase activity. NCBI's taxonomy places the organism in Eukaryota, Metazoa, Chordata, Mammalia, Carnivora, Otariidae. The record is from RefSeq and is a predicted model, not a curated record.